CGAAUUAUUAGUGCAAAUUUAUUUUACCGAUUGUAUAGUUACUGAAUGUAUUUAUUAUUAUUUUUUAAUUGUUGAAGUUGAAGGUUAAUUGUGAAUUUUAUCUGUUUAUGUUGAUUCCAAUAUUUUUUUAUUGUGUAUUUGUUACGAGUUUAUGGGUACCGUAGACAAGGGUUGUAAUAGUGAUCUAUGUAAGACAUAGUGUUUAUAAAGUUACCAAAGAGAUUAUAAUAUAUAAAUAUAGUGAGGGAAUAUUUAUUUAGAGAAAGAUAUAUAUGUUAGAUGCUAUUAAGUUUCUGGAGCAAUAAUAAUAGUGAAGUUGAAGACAAAGACAGAAAUACUGGUGACAGUGAGUGUGAAAGAGAGGCAGCUAAGAUGGCUACAAUGGUGGAGUCACCUCCCCCACAUCUUAUAACUACUAUAGAAUGGAGCAUGAUGGACAAGAGCAAGUUUUUCCCGUUAUAUACAUUGAGCAGUUUUACAGUGAGAUGCGCCCUAUACCCCCUAACCCUGGUGAAGACACAGAUCCAAGUGCAACGGAAGAAGGAGGCCUACAGUGGGGUCCUUGAUGCCAUCUCCAAGAUCUACAAAAAUGAGGGUGUCUCCGGCCUGUAUAGGGGGUUCUGGCUGUCCAGUUUUCAGAUAAUUUCAGGGGUGUUCUACAUAACCACGUACGAGGGGGUAAGACACGAACUGGGCAAAUACGAUCUCAAUUCCAAGACAAAGUCGUUCAUAGGCGGCGGGUGCGCGUCGCUGGUGGGGCAGACGAUAAUAGUGCCCUUCGACGUGCUGAGCCAACACCUCAUGGUGCUGGGGCUGGUCAAAGGCAGGGCGGGAGCCAGUAAAAACCCCAAAAUCAACCCCCUCCAGUUAGACCUUGAAAGGCGUUGGACCAAGGCAGCCUUAGCCCGCGAGGUGGCGCUACGAGUCUAUAGAAGGCGGGGCAUAGGAGGUUAUUAUAGAGGUUACGCCGCUUCUUUGGCGGCUUAUGUGCCCAAUUCUGCAUUGUGGUGGGCACUAUAUCAGGCUUAUCAGGAUGAACUCCUAAAGAUAAGCCCAGUAUGGGUGUCUCAUCUUCUAAUACAAUGCGUUGCGGGAACUAUGGGGGGAUUCACCACUACAAUCCUCACCAACCCGUUGGACAUCGUGCGGGCGAGGCUACAGGUAGAAGGUGUGAGCACGAUGCGUCAAGUAUUCCGCGAUCUAUGGCAAGAGGAGGGCCUGCUCGGUUUAUACGUGAAAGGUCUGUCUGCACGUCUGGUUCAGUCCGCUUGUUUCUCGUUCAGCAUAAUACUCGGAUACGAGAGUAUAAAGCGAGUGGCCGUCAGCGAUGAGUAUCGGGCGAGAGUGCGCUGGUGAUAGCGAAUAAUAAAUCUAACGCCAGAACUGAGAAGUUUCAUUGUGUUAAAUCCCUAUCUUUUGCCUCAAAUAAUUCAAAAAUAAAUUU
Chilo suppressalis (striped riceborer) is the source of this 1444-nucleotide messenger RNA. Lineage: Eukaryota; Metazoa; Arthropoda; Insecta; Lepidoptera; Crambidae. The record is from the annotation of a GenBank genome assembly.